AAUAUUAUUAAGUUAUUGAUCUCAACACGUAAUUUACGUAGUUCAUCACCUACCCUUUUGAACCCUUUUCUAUCCCAACACUAACAACUUAGAAGAUUCAUGGCCGUAUUUGUAUUGCGCUUUUAACAAACGCUAACUUUACUAUGAUAAACGUCAGCUGAAUUCUCCUUCCCUACUAAUUUCUGGGAAUUUUUUUGACGCUUUUUAGAAACAAAUUAUCACAACUACAGCUGCAACUUCAACUUCCACUUUUUAGUAACUCAUCAAGAUUUUCGGCUGUUUUCUGGAACAUUAAAGGUAAUUUCUCGUGAUUAACCCUUUACGAUUGAGUUCUUGGAGGAAUUUCACAGUAAGUAUGUGAGAAAAUUUUCCUUAAAAGAUUUCACGGGUAGGAGUAAUUUUAUUGUUCUUUUGUUAAGAAAAAAGAUAAAUUAGGGUUUGAUUUUGCUGAUCUUUUUGGAAGACAAAUAUGUAUUGAGUUUUGGGAUUAAUUAUCUCACCUUCUUUAUCAUCAAUAAUUAUCCGCAACUGGGUUGUUGUAAUUAGCUGCACAAAUGAAGUGGAUACAUUUAAUUCUGAUUUUAGUUGGGUUUUCAUCUUUCUGCUCAACUUUGGGUUCAACAAACGUGUCAGAAUGCCCAAUAAAUUUCAACUAUGUUCUAAAGCUUCCAUGGAAUUCUUCACAGUGCCAUGGAAAUACCCCAGAUAAUGAUCCAAAACAUAAUUGUUGUCCGACCCUUUUGAGUUUAUUUGGCAUAGGUCUUGCCUAUAAUAUUAAAGAAACUUCCCUCUUUGGAUUUCAUGAUGUUCAUACUUCAAAAUCUUGUCUCUCUGAUUUCCAAUCCAAGCUCAAUACCUUCUCUCUUUCCCCGAAUUUGACCUCUACAUGUUUUGACCCCUUACAAUUUGUAGUCACUCAGGAUUUUUGUGCUGGCAUUGUUUCUACUCGAAACUGGUAUGCUAAACUUGGUAAUAAUACUCCUUUGGACCAAGCUUGUCGAUCCGACCUUUCUGAUCUUGCUGCCUGUGAUACGUGCUACACGGCUGGUACGCGAGUUCAGGCUCAGUUGAUUUCAAUUGAUGGGAAUACUUCACAUGCUAGAGAUUGCUUUUACUUCACUAUUUUAUAUGGUGCUGGUAUAGUCAAUCAAUUUGGCCCGGGAAAUUUUGGAACAGCAUCAUGUAUGUUUCAACUUUCUUUGAUCAACCCAAGUGGGUCAAACAGUACUAGCCAUUUGAAGCUGCAUCUGGGAUUAAUCGGUGCUGCGGUAGUCGUGUUUGUAAUAAUAUUUCUUUCAAGUUUGUACUUUUGGCAUUACAAGCAGCAGCUGAAGAAGACGGGUGAUAACUUGGAAUGUAAUACUGAUCGAGAAGGUAGGCCUAGAUUGCGUCCCAACACUGGUGCGAUUUGGUUCAAAAUUGAAGAUCUUGAGAAGGCUACGAACUACUUCUCGCAAAAGAAUUUUAUAGGUCGUGGUGGUUUUGGAAUGGUUUACAAAGGCACCUUAUCGGAUGGAACAGUUGUUGCUGUAAAAAAGAUUACGGAAUCCAAUAUUGAAAGGGAUUCUGACUUUCGAAAUGAGGUCGAGAUAAUCAGCAACCUAAGGCAUCGAAAUUUGGUACCUCUUAGAGGGUGUUGCAUGAUAGAUGUUGGUGACAUUGAUGAUGAGUAUGGAGGAAAUUGUAGAUACCUUGUUUAUGAAUACAUGCCGAAUGGCAAUCUUGAUGACCAUCUUUUUCAUACUUGUGCUAACGGAAGUGGGGCGCUCAGAAAACCAUUGACAUGGCCCCAAAGAAAAUGUAUAAUCUUAGAUGUGGCAAGGGGGCUAGCAUAUCUUCAUCAUGGAGUAAAACCCGCAAUAUACCAUCGAGACAUCAAGGCUACGAAUAUUCUUUUAGAUUCAGAUAUGAGAGCGAGGGUGGCUGAUUUUGGAUUAGCAAAACAAGUUACAGAAGGACACUCUCAUCUCAUUACUAGAGUGGCCGGAACUCAUGGGUAUUUGGCCCCGGAAUAUGCACUUUAUGGGCAACUAACAGAGAAGAGUGAUGUCUAUAGUUUUGGUGUGGUUGUUCUGGAGAUAAUGUGUGGGAGAAGGGCUCUUGAUCUAUCCGCUUUAGGGUCGUCAACGACUGUUUUAAUAACUGAUUGGGCAUGGUCUUUGGUUAAAGAAGGAAGACUAGAAGAGGUUCUUGAUGCUUUCUUGUUGAGAGAAGGGGAUAGCUCGGAACAGAAUCCAAGGGGAAUCAUGGAACGAUUUGUACGUGUCGGUAUUUUGUGUGCCCAUGUAAUGGUUGCGUUAAGGCCUACCAUCUCAGACGCCCUGAAAAUGUUGGAAGGUGAUAUUGAAGUUCCUCACAUUCCAGACCGGCCUAUGCCUCUUGGGCAUCCUUCCUUUCAUAGAGAAAGUACACCUUUAAGCAUAUCUCCCGUCUUGAGCGGGCUGCAUUUGAAUUCGGGAGAGAUGCUUAGGUAAUUGAGACUUUAGGGUGUUUAACAAACUGCUCAUAGUUGAAAAUUAAUUGAACUGCUGAUUUGACUAGCUAUCAACUGAUUUGGCGAGCUGAUUUUACAUGCCGGCGAGAACAUAACUUCUUGCUAUGAGUUAGCAAAUUGUUUAAAUCAGCUAAUUUACCAAAUACUGGCAUUAAAUGAUUUGAGGUGGGACAAUUAUUGGCUACAUAUUUCGGCCUUUCCAAAUAAUACUGAAGGUAUGAGAGUCUUGAGAUAUCUGUAAAAAGACGCCUUUUCCGGUUCUUUUUGUUCUUAUUGUCUUUUGGGAAUCUUAAAAGUGUGAAAUUUUGCAUGUGUAAAGACUAUAGUUAUGAACUUAGAUCUUGUUUCUCUGAAUUUAUAGUUAUAUAGUCAUCCCUUUCAGUAA
Amaranthus tricolor (Joseph's coat) is the source of this 2879-nucleotide messenger RNA. RefSeq names its product probable receptor-like protein kinase At1g11050. Gene Ontology annotation, biological process: protein phosphorylation. Gene Ontology annotation, molecular function: protein kinase activity; ATP binding. The record is from RefSeq and is a predicted model, not a curated record. Lineage: Eukaryota; Viridiplantae; Streptophyta; Magnoliopsida; Caryophyllales; Amaranthaceae. The transcript has a single exon. The coding region runs from base 555 to 2474 and encodes 639 amino acids.